This is a messenger RNA of Grosmannia clavigera kw1407, 1485 nucleotides long. Its product is annotated as c6 zinc finger domain containing protein. The record is from RefSeq and is a predicted model, not a curated record. The transcript is spliced from 3 exons. Gene Ontology annotation, molecular function: zinc ion binding; DNA-binding transcription factor activity, RNA polymerase II-specific. The coding region runs from base 1 to 1485 and encodes 494 amino acids. Gene Ontology annotation, biological process: regulation of DNA-templated transcription. NCBI's taxonomy places the organism in Eukaryota, Fungi, Ascomycota, Sordariomycetes, Ophiostomatales, Ophiostomataceae.
AUGGUUGGCGUUCCUGGGAAGUUUAAAGGCUGCGAAACCUGCAGGAUGUGGAGAGUCAAGUGUGACAAUGCGCGCCCGUUUUGCAAGAAGUGUGUCGACACCGGUAGGGACUGCGCCGGCUACGAGCGAGAGACAGUUUUUAUCGUCGGAACACAGGAGGACGGAGGUCGCUGUUCGUCCCAUCCGCCGCGGGUUAUCAAGAUGAAGAAAGGCUCUAGCAGCAGCCAACACAAGGGCUCUGCUACCAGCACAACAUCCAGUCCGGGAUCUUCAUCGACAUCGCCUUCGUCCUCGAAACAGCCGAGAUCAUCUCGACAGACAGCCUCCGAGACUUCUCCUUUCCCUGUGUAUGAUCAACACGGCCUGGUGCCUGUUCACCCACCCCGCCCGGCAUGGGAUAACAGCAUUACCCUUCUGGGUGGAGGAAUUGCGUAUACCACUUCGAUUGCCGCCCUCGAGACACGCGUCCAUUCUCUCCUUCAACAAACGGUAGUCGAAGAUCCAGACAGUAGCAGCUCCUUUGUCUUCUCGGCUAUGCCGCAUUAUUUUCCUGCGGACGUCCAGCAGACAUUGCAUGGGUCCGACUUUCAGCUUCAUUCACAAUGUAUGGUGCACUUGUCAUCGCCUGCUGCCCUUGGUGGAAAUACAGGUUUCGGAUUCGAUUCAACGACAGCAGACAAUGUCUGUAUGCUACUCUACGAGAUAUUUUCUGCCUUACUCAGCCGUACGGAUACCUUCCUUUUAGAACAAGAAUGGAUGGAUGGGCCGUGGGAAGUGCAUCCUAAGGCGUGGUUCGAUCAGCUCUUGGAUAUUGUAGCACAAGUCCCUGCCAUCCUAGGCCAGACCGAUCAGAUCGCACCUCACCCUCCGACCAUAGAACGGCGCAUGAUGGCCCAGAAUCUGUUGGGAAAGUGUCUUCGCGUCGAACACAACCUGCACCAGUGGCGCCGCAAUAUACAAGAGGGUGGGGGGGUCGGAUAUGGGCCGAGUGUCUGGCAGAGCCACGCUGGCAACAUGGAUGGUGUGAUGCCUUUUACAGACACGAUCGCCUUUCGUGAUUCCACCACAGCUAUCAUGUUUGUGACCUACUGGGCCACGCUGGUGCUGCUCUACCCGUGCAUCGAAUGCCUCUAUGCCACCCUUUUUCAGCCCGUACUCGAUGCCCUUCCCUCUACGUUUCCCGAUUUGCCACCCAACCUGUACAUUCCGGAUCCCUCGAAAUACAGUGCCAACAACGUGAUGGAUCUUUCGGCAAGCGUGUGUCGCAGCCUGGACUUUGCCCUGGCUUCUACUGUACAGCCAGAUUUGUUGACGGUACCGCUCUUCAUCGUAGAGGCCUACUACCGGGACAUCAAUGCCUCGUCUGGCGACGGCACUUUUGAGCUACUAUGGUGUGGCGCCUUUCGAAACCGUCUUGCCAUUAGAGGCCAAGAUAUCGCGAACAUGAUGCAGAGCAGACAGUGGAUGGACGUUGCACAGUAUUAG